UGGGAAAUAAGGGGAGCCUGCUUGUCAAACCAGUCGUCCGCAAAGUCUGCGCUCUGUGUGCUUCCUGAGUUAAAGUCACGCCUACGGACUGGCCGCCUCCUUUCUUUUUCGCUCUUUACCGCUAUCUCAUUUCGACUGCCACUCCUUGCUCUUUCCUCUCCGCGUCCCCCCACCCUGUCUGUCGUGGUUCGUGCCAGUCCUAGUUGAGUCUUAAGUCCCGGGAAAGAGACCCUGCGCGGACUGGAGAGCCGUUGAAUUUUGCCGUCGAACUCCCAAUUUCCUCUUUCGCAAUGCCUCUUCGUGCCUCCCUCGGCUCCGUUUUUAUCUUCCUUUUACCCUCGCCUUGAAUUUCAGAAUGACUUUUACAGAUCCUGUAUCCGUAGGUCCUCCCCUCAACCCCCGCCCAACCUAGCCUGGAGACCCGAGUCAUUGUAUUCUGGAGAGCGGGCGGGUGGUGGAUACGUACUAUCAGCCCCGUGCCCUGGAGAAACAUGCUGACAGCAUCCUGGCACUGGCUUCAGUAUUCUGGUCCAUCUCUUAUUACUCCUCUCCCUUCGCCUUCUUCUACUUGUACAGGAAAGGUUACUUGAGUUUGUCCAAAGUGGUGCCGUUUUCUCACUAUGCUGGGACAUUGCUGCUACUUCUGGCAGGCGUGGCCUGCCUCCGAGGCAUUGGCCGCUGGACCAACCCCCAGUACCGGCAGUUCAUCACCAUCUUGGAAGCAACGCAUCGGAACCAGUCUUCAGAAAACAAGAGGCAGCUUGCUAACUACAACUUUGACUUCCGGAGCUGGCCAGUCGACUUCCACUGGGAAGAACCCAGCAGCCGGAAGGAGUCUCGAGGGGGCCCUUCCCGCCGGGGUGUGGCCCUGCUUCGCCCAGAGCCCCUGCACCGGGGAACAGCAGACACCCUCCUCAACCGGGUUAAGAAGCUGCCUUGUCAGAUCACCAGCUACCUGGUGGCGCACACCCUGGGGCGCCGGAUGCUGUAUCCAGGCUCUGUGUACCUGCUCCAGAAGGCCCUCAUGCCUGUGCUGCUGCAGGGCCAGGCCCGACUGGUGGAAGAGUGUAAUGGGCGCCGGGCAAAGCUGCUGGCCUGUGAUGGCAAUGAGAUUGACACCAUGUUUGUGGACCGGCGGGGGACAGCUCAGCCCCAGGGACAGAAGCUGGUGAUCUGCUGUGAGGGGAAUGCUGGGUUUUACGAGGUGGGCUGCAUCUCCACACCCCUGGAAGCUGGAUAUUCAGUCCUGGGCUGGAAUCAUCCAGGCUUUGCUGGAAGCACGGGAGUGCCGUUCCCGCAGAAUGAGGCCAAUGCCAUGGAUGUGGUGGUCCAGUUUGCCAUCCACCGCCUGGGCUUCCAACCCCAGGACAUCAUCAUCUACGCCUGGUCCAUCGGUGGCUUCACUGCCACGUGGGCCGCCAUGUCCUACCCAGAUGUUAGUGCCGUGAUCCUGGAUGCCUCCUUUGAUGACCUGGUGCCCUUGGCCUUGAAGGUCAUGCCAGACAGCUGGAGGGGCCUGGUGACCAGGACCGUGAGGCAGCAUCUCAAUCUAAACAAUGCGGAGCAGCUGUGCAGAUACCUGGGUCCUGUACUGCUGAUCCGGAGAACCAAGGAUGAGAUCAUCACUACCACGGUUCCUGAGGACAUCAUGUCCAACCGAGGCAAUGACCUCCUGCUGAAGCUCCUGCAGCAUCGGUAUCCCCGGGUGAUGGCAGAGGAGGGUCUUCAAGUGGUGAGGCAGUGGUUGGAGGCCUCCUCACAGCUGGAGGAAGCCUCAAUUUACAGCCGAUGGGAGGUGGAAGAGGACUGGUGUCUGUCUGUCCUCCGCUCCUACCAGGCAGAACACGGGCCUGACUUCCCCUGGAGCGUGGGGGAGGACAUGAGUGCAGAUGGACGGCGGCAGCUGGCUUUGUUUCUGGCUCGGAAGCAUCUGCACAACUUUGAGGCCACUCACUGUACCCCACUCCCAGCCCAGAACUUCCAGAUGCCCUGGCACCUCUAGGGACCACACUGGGACUCAUUAUGGAAGAAUGGGGUGAGAGGAGACAUGAGGAAAGACUCCCUUAUUUGUGAUUCUCUGUGUUCAUGUUGCUGUUUAUAGUUUGUGGAAAGUGGGGGACCAUCCCCCUUCUCACCACUGUUCCUCUUGCUCGUUUCCCCUCAUUCAUGUGGCUAUACUUAACCUUCUCCAACAUACAUCUUGCAUUACAUGAAUGAAUUAUUCCUAAUAAUAAAAAGGUAUUUUUUCUACUA
Macaca mulatta (Rhesus monkey) is the source of this 2253-nucleotide messenger RNA. The record is from RefSeq and is a predicted model, not a curated record. NCBI's taxonomy places the organism in Eukaryota, Metazoa, Chordata, Mammalia, Primates, Cercopithecidae.